Messenger RNA from Mugil cephalus (flathead mullet), 3510 nucleotides. It is a transcript of the gene st7l, whose product is annotated as suppression of tumorigenicity 7 like. Gene Ontology annotation, molecular function: protein binding. The transcript is spliced from 15 exons. NCBI's taxonomy places the organism in Eukaryota, Metazoa, Chordata, Actinopteri, Mugiliformes, Mugilidae. Bases 12 to 1634 code for a protein of 540 amino acids. The record is from RefSeq and is a predicted model, not a curated record.
UCCGGAAGAACAUGGAGGACACCACUGGCACUAAUCCUCAGUCUCUCGGAUUUACAGAGAAACUGAAGUCCUGGCUCUCCUGGUCAUGGACCUACGUGUGCGUCAUCUGGUUGGGCAUGGUGCUGAUCAUGAUCUACGUCCUGUGGAGUCCGCUGAAACUGCAGGAAACUCUAACCUCAGCCUCAGUGUUUCUAAAUACCCUGACCCCCAAAUUCUAUGUGGCUCUCACUGGAACCUCCUCUCUCAUCUCUGGACUCAUCCUUAUAUUUGAGUGGUGGUAUUUCCGUAAAUAUGGGACCUCGUUCAUUGAACAAGUGUCCGUGAGCCACCUGCGUCCCCUGCUGGGUGGCGUGGAGAGCAGCUCCACCACUGGCCUGUUCUCGUCAGUGAACGGAGAGGCGGAGCCUAGACCCAGCGUCUCAGAAUGCAAGGUCUGGAGGAAUCCUUUGAAUCUUUUCAGAGGAGCAGAAUAUAACAGAUACACCUGGGUGACCGGGAAGGAACCCUUAACAUACUAUGAUAUGAACCUGUCUGCUCAAGACCAUCAGACCUUCUUCACAGGAGACACUCAGCAGUUAAGGCCAGAGGAUGCUGUGAUGCAGAAGGCCUGGAGAGAGAGAAAUCCUCAAGCCAGGAUCAGAGCAGCUUACCAGGCCAUAGAAAUGAACCACGAAUGUGCUGCAGCUUAUGUGCUUCUAGCAGAGGAGGAAGCCACAACUAUAACAGAAGCUGAACGCCUCUUCAAAAAAGCAUUAAGUAUAGCUGGAAAAGAUAUCAACUUACUCGUGUACAUUAAACGCAGACUGGCGAUGUGUGCGCGCAAGUUGGGAAGGAUCAAAGAAGCUGUGAAAAUGAUGAGAGAUUUAAUGAAGGAGUUCCCAUUGUUGGGAAUGUUAAAUAUACACGAAAACCUCUUGGAAGCACUUCUGGAGCUUCAGGCAUAUGCUGAUGUCCAAGCAGUCCUUGCGAAAUACGAUGAUAUCAGCUUGCCAAAAUCAGCCACUAUAUGCUAUACAUCUGCACUGUUGAAAGCUCGGGCUGUUUCAGAUAAGUUCUCUCCAGAAGCAGCGUCGAGGCGAGGGCUAAGCACAGCGGAGAUGAACGCUGUGGAGGCCAUACACAGAGCCGUUGAGUUCAAUCCACACGUGCCAAAGUACUUAUUAGAGAUGAAGAGCCUCAUCCUGCCUCCAGAGCACAUCUUGAAGAGGGGUGACAGCGAGGCAGUAGCAUACGCUUUCUUCCACCUGCAGCACUGGAAGAGAGCAGAAGGAGCCUUAAACCUUCUUCACUGCACCUGGGAGGGCACCUUCCGGAUAAUUCCUUACCCUCUGGAGAAGGGCCACCUGUUUUACCCCUACCCAGGAUGCACAGAAACAGCAGAUAGGGAACUACUGCCCUCUUUCCAUGAGGUGUCGGUGUACCCAAAGAAAGAGCUUCCCUUCUUCAUCCUCUUCACAGCAGGCCUUUGCUCUUUUACUGCCAUGCUGGCCAUGCUCACGCAUCAGUUCCCCGAGCUCAUGGGUGUCUUUGCCAAAGCAUUCUUCAGCACACUAUUUGCACCUCUGGGUUUCUUCGCAGACAAGAUGGAAAGCUUCAUGCCGUCCAGUUUUUGGCACCAGCUGACUCGGAUCUGAACCCCAUCUCGCACACACUCACUCACACACACACAUACACACACGUGCGCACACACACACACACACACAUACACAUACACAAACCAGUACCACUCCAAACCUUGGGACAAAAAGUGUUUGCUCUCCUGUCUUCAGCAUUACUGUCCACUUGCUGCAUUGUUACUGAUUAUGUUGGCUGAGGUUGUAUCAACACAUCAAUAGCUCUCCUAAGAUGCUCUCCCACACUGUUCCAGCGGCCAGACUUUUUCCAAGAACACAUUUGGUAAAAUACCAUUUGCAACGAUUUCACAGGGUCAUUCACUUGUCAUCAUGUUAGCAUGGGGAAAUUCAAAAAUUUUUCAGUAUCCCACAGAGCCCGGCUCUAAAUUUGGUCAGAGGCGAUCCUCCUGUUUAUUCACAACAAUGAAUGAAGCCACAGGACCCUGCAUGCCGUCUGUGCUCUUUUCUUUGUUUUCACCGGUGGAGAACAAAAUGUGUACAUGAAGGAUUUAACUUACAGAAAGGUAUGUUUGUGGAUGCAGCUUAUCCUUGUCCUCUCCUUUCUCAGCGUAAUAAUGUGAAUUCAAAAGGAUUACGUUUCUUUGUCCUGCAUCAGCCCUCAGUGCCCCACAGUCAUCCAGUGCGGCAGAUAUGGAGCUCCGUGAGACCUCCUAAAAGCAGAGCUGUGAUUUACAGCCUCGGAGUGGCUGCAGUGUAUACAACGCCUCUGCAGUCUAGCGGCUGUUACCAAGGCAUGACACCUUGGCACUACAUCACUGGGGCAACCGUCUACCCCACGCCUUCAAAAUGUAAAUGGGCUCAUCACUGGCCACAGCCUGCUCAUGAGUCAUCACUCAUUAUGCUGAUUGCACUAAGGACUCUAUAAGUCAACGUCUUGGUCAGGUGGAAACAAAAAUUGCAGAGGCACAAGUCAUACUGAGAAUUGCGCAGUAUGGUCAAAUUAUUUAACUACAGUAGUUUUAAUUCUACUGUAUUCGAACUGUUUAUAAGGUCACUAAGGGACAUAAACCCUUAUUGGUUCUCAUAAUGCACAGAGAGGAAUGGAAGAUUUGCUCUUCUCUGUUUCAUGGCGGGACCUCAAGUGUUUCUACACUGUGCACAUGACAAUAAACUCCUCGAUUCUUGAAUCUUUGAAUGGAAGUAGAUACGUAUAAUGAGAUACUGAUGGAAUUUGAUCUAAGAAUCAGUGUAACAGCUGCUCAGAAACCUAGAAAUGUGUGUGUUUCGAUGUUCUUCAGCAACGCAGACGUCCAGUAAAACUGUGAAGAAUGUAUUAAAUUAAAUAUUGAAGGUAAACCGCCAGUAGCAGUGUUACAAGACUUACAGUGAUUUUGCGAUGCGACGCCAUCCUGACAAUUUAUCAAACGGGCAGGUUUUUAUAACAUUUAACGUGAGUGUGUUACCGCAGUCUAGACCAGAAUAUGUGAUGAUAUUAAAGUGCCUUUUUACUACAUCACAAACACCAAUUUGGAAUUUAUUUCACCUCCAGUUCUGAUCCAAAGCUUAGUGGCAGCGAUUUUAAUGGGCUUCAGUUUGGUAAAUAUAUGCCUUCAAAAAGUGUGAUUACUAACAGAAGGUUUGACUGACUUGACGGUGUUGAGAAGUACAAGAAACAAAGUAAUGGAAAACAUGCUUAUGAGGAAACAGAGAAAUGAUGAGCUGGGUAUUAUGUAAUGGCACACAAACGCUUGUUAUUAUGGUAUGAAUUUGGAUUUUUACUGAUACAAAGUAGAAUGACACUGUUUCACGCUGUGCACUCUGUAGCAGUAUAAAAUACAAAAUGUAAGAGUACAUGCUGAAGACAGGAGUAUCUGUAACUACUCUUGAAUGAGUUUGAAAGCAAAACCCACGAUAAAUAAAUUACUGUUUCAGUGCA